AUGCCCCUGGAGGAGUUUGAGGUGCUGGACCACCUUGGCAGGAUAUUUUCUGUCCUUCAGACAUUACCUGAUGCGACCAAAGGGAGUGAAAAGAGCCCUGGGAAGACAUGGCGGGUGGAGGGUGAGAAGGUGGUUCUGGUGACAAAUCCCAAGUUCUACAAGAUCGAGGCCUCCAGCAAGAAGAGGCAAGGCUACCUCAUAGAGGGAAGCAGAGGGAUGGCAAGGGGGAAGGCAAGGGUAUGGGUACAGAGGGAGACAGUGAUGAAUUCUGUUCAUCCAGUUCCCCAUGUAUCAAUGAUGUGGUGCCAACUUGUGGUGCACUCUGUGCACUCAGUUGAUGCACUUCAAGGGGUUGAGCAUGCUCCGAGGAGGAGUGGUCAGAUGGGAACAUUGGGGCUUUGGUGCUUGAUCAAUGUUCAUUGGUGUUUGUUGCUGUUUGUUGGUGUUCAUUGGUGUUCGAUGCGGUUCGUCCUGCUGUAUGGACCUGUGGAUGUCCAAAUUAGGUCGAUUGAGGUGGUCCUGAGGGGGGACGAAACACCGCUUCAAGCGAUCCUGGCAUGCUCUGAGGAGGAGUGGUCAGAUGGGAACAUUGGUGAGUCAGGCAAAGAUGUGUUCAUCCUGCUGUACGGACCUGUGGAUGUCCAAAUUAGGUCGACUUUGGUGGUCCUAGGGGGGACAAACACCACUUCAAGGGUCCAGCAUGCCAUGAUGGGGAGUGGUCAGACAGGAUCAUUGGGUGUCCCAGUCAAUGUGGACAGGGGCUUUGGUUCUGGAACAGUGUUCUUCAGGUCAAUUGCAAUUGAGCUAGGGGGGAUGAACACCAUGUCAAGCAGCCCAGCAUGCUCCAAGGGGGAGUGGUCAGAUGGGAACAUCAGAAUGUUAUAA
Pisolithus orientalis is the source of this 885-nucleotide messenger RNA. RefSeq lists its product as uncharacterized. NCBI's taxonomy places the organism in Eukaryota, Fungi, Basidiomycota, Agaricomycetes, Boletales, Pisolithaceae. Bases 1 to 885 code for a protein of 294 amino acids. The transcript is spliced from 7 exons. The record is from RefSeq and is a predicted model, not a curated record.